AUGCUCUGCAAUCUAUGUACCCAGCUGUUCCGCCAGAAGAAUAAAGAAGGGCUCCACCAUGCAAAGGGGGCCGAUAUGGUUAGAGCCUCCAAAGGCGGGUGCUACAUAUGCCGUACUGUCGUAAGCAAACUCGAGGGGAAGAGGAUCAAUGUCAAUCAUGAAGAGGAGUUUAGAUUCAUUUUCGACUUUCGCUACCUUCGAAUCGUUGGUUCAAACGACAUUCCCCAGACUUGGUGGCUAAAGAACUGCACCUUCAAGCUGAUCCCCAUUGAUGAUGAGAAGCACUUGGCUCGACUGUCGAGUAUAUCACCAAAACCUGUCCUGCAAGGAGCACCAUGGCUGAUCGCGGAAGAUGAACUCUGGCUUAGUCUCCCUGAAAGCACCGGAUCUCCAGAUGUACUAGGCCAAGCCAAAGACUGGCUACAGGAGUGUUUGCAGGGCCACCCUGAAUGCCACCUUGACAAUAAUGAAGAUGACUGGUAUCCGCCAAGGUUGAUAGACGUCAAACUCCGGCCACCUCGGCUUAUUGAAACCAACACUGAGCGACCUCUUGGGCCCUACGUGACGCUCAGCCAUUGCUGGGGAAAGACAAAUUUCAUCACUCUUACGGCAGACAAUCUGGACCAGUUCAAGAAGUCGAUCCCGUUCGAGCAGCUGCCCAGAAAUUUCAAAGAAGCAAUCCAGGUAGUUGAGAGCUUAAAUUUGAGAUAUCUAUGGAUCGAUGCCCUCUGCAUUUUGCACGAUAGCGAUCACAAUACACAGGAUUGGCGAGAUAACGCUGCGAUCAUGGGGAAUAUAUACAAGCAUUGUGUGCUAAACAUCUCGGCUUCAUGUGCCGCAUAUGCCGACUCCGGUUUCUUCGUUCGUCGUGGCCGAACUGUUGUGCCGCAGCAGUACACCUACUGGCACGAACAAAAGGGUGGUUUCAAGUUUUUGAGUUCGAAAAAGGUAUACAUGAUCACGCAGGACCCUUUCUGCGAGGUAUCACUUUCGCCGUUAGCUAAACGUGGAUGGGCACUUCAAGAGCGCCUGUUUUCGCCACGCAUCCUGCAUUUCGGCGCGAGACAGAUGCUUUGGGAAUGUCGCAGAAACCAUAGAGAUGGCGGAAGAAGAUCGGAGACUUUUCCAUCCGGUCUCCCUGGGUGGGCCGGCAUAGCGGACGAGAUCGACCCCAAAAUCGUCGCGAAUGGUAGAAUACCAGAAGAGUGGUCUCAAAUCGUCGAGGACUACAGCACCCGACGCUUGGGGAGACCAAAUGACGACAAACUGGUAGCAAUACAAGCAUUGGCUUCUGAGUUUGGACGCACAAACCAAGACGAAUAUAUUGUUGGACUGUGGAAGUCCGAUCUGCUCGUGCAAUUGAUGUGGAGAAUAUCGCCAGAAGUUCUCGAGGAGAGAAGGGCGACAAGGGCAAAACCAACAACGCGUGCUCCAACCUGGAGCUGGGCGAGCAUUGACGGACCAGUCGAGAUGAGCAACCGUUAUGGAGGCAAUGUUGCCGUUCCUCUGUCAUACGUCAGCCACCGCGUCAAACCUGUUGACGAGAAGCAUCCAACCGGACAGCUGGCCCAUGCAGAGAUCAAGGUAAAAGGCCACCUAAUCAUGGCCACCAUGAAGAAGGCAGGGAAGGGCUACUUCCUACAGGCCGAAGACGGCAGCGACGUCGAUAAAAUAUAUCUAGAUGAGAAGGACAUUGGCGAGGUUUCAAGGGCUCAAGACCUCUUUGGACUCUUGCUGUGUCGCUAUGCGAAAAAGAAAGACACGGGGAAAUCGUCUUUGAUGGGUGGUCUGUUGUUGCGCCAGCGGUCGACAAGCCGUAUGGUCUUCUCGCGGCUUGGAACAUGGUCUUGUUCUGGUUCUGGGAGACCGUUGCUCGACUUUGUGUUAGCAAAGCCCCAAACCGAAGUAGUUUUGGUGUGAGCGUUGGAAUCACAAAGAGGUAGUCACCCAAAGCAAGAGAUUUGACAUGCUCUUUACCGUGUAUGAUGUAAGGUCCAAAAAUUGUUUAGGCAAAACAAAGGACGACCUGGCAAACUGUUGAGGAUUUCGCAUAGUCAUACAUUCUUUGUUACCGCCAAAAUGUCUGAUAUGAGUGGAGCUG
Messenger RNA from Verruconis gallopava, 2101 nucleotides. RefSeq lists its product as uncharacterized. NCBI's taxonomy places the organism in Eukaryota, Fungi, Ascomycota, Dothideomycetes, Venturiales, Sympoventuriaceae. The record is from RefSeq and is a predicted model, not a curated record. The coding region runs from base 1 to 1920 and encodes 639 amino acids. The transcript has 2 exons.